AUGGAGGACUUCCGUCCAGGGCUGGCUGAUGAUGCCUCCACCAUGGCCGAUCUGGAUCAUGUCAAUGCGAGUUCUCUGGGCCGUCCGCGGCCACGGCGACAUGACGACGAAGACGAGGGAUCGGAUAUUCUGGAAGACGAUGACCUAGAGAGUACACUCGGUGCACCGGUCAAUGGGCACCUGCAUGGCGAGGGGAGUGCGGAUGAGGAGAAAGAACUUCCAGUUCACGCCUGCGCGUACUGUGGUAUCCACAACCCUAGCAGCGUCGUCAAAUGCCUGUCCUGCAGCAAGUGGUUCUGCAGCGCCCGUGGCAAUACAUCCUCCUCGCAUAUCGUGAACCAUCUUGUCCGAGCUCGCCACAAGGAGGUGCAGUUGCAUCCAGCAUCCUCGCUGGGCGACACGAUCCUCGAAUGCUACAACUGUGGCACCAAGAAUGUGUUCCUGCUUGGUUUCAUUCCAGCCAAGUCCGAUACCGUGGUCGUCCUUCUAUGCCGACAGCCCUGUGCGGCUAUCACAUCAUCUAAGGAUAUGAACUGGGACACGUCCCGUUGGCAGCCGCUGAUCGAGGAUCGGUCUUUCCUUCACUGGCUUGUGGCUGCCCCCUCCGACCAAGAACAGCUUCGGGCCCGUCAUCUGAGCCCUCAGGUGAUUGCGAAGCUGGAGGAGAUGUGGAAAGAGAACUCGCAAGCUACUCUGGAAGACCUCGAGAAAGCCACCGCGGUCGAUGAUGAGCCCGCUCCUGUCCUGCUGCGCUACGAUGACGCCUUCCAGUACCAAAACAUCUUCGGUCCUCUCGUCAAGAUCGAGGCUGAUUAUGAUCGGAAAUUGAAGGAAUCUCAAUCCCAGGAUGGGUUGAUUGUGCGCUGGGACCUUGGUCUGAACAACAAGCACCUCGCAGGUUUUGUGCUCCCGAAGCUCGAGCUUGGAGACGUUAAACUGGCAGUUGGUGAUGAAAUGCGCCUCAAGUACACGGGUGAACUGCGCUCCAAGUGGGAAGGAGUGGGCUAUGUGAUCAAAAUCCCCAAUAACCAAUCCGACGAGGUCACCAUUGAAUUGCGUUCCAAGGGCGACCACAAGUCGGUCCCCACAGAGUGCACGCACAACUUUACUGCCGACUACGUCUGGAAGUCGACCUCUUUUGACCGUAUGCAGCUUGCCAUGAAGACCUUUGCGGUGGACGAGAUGAGUGUUUCGGGCUACAUUUUCCACCGUCUCCUGGGGCAUGAGGUCGCAGCGGCCCCGAUGAAGACCCAGAUUCCCAAGAAGUUCAGCGUUCCUGGUCUUCCCGAUCUCAACGGCAGUCAAAUCAACGCGGUCAAGAGUGUACUGCAACGGCCGUUGAGUCUGAUCCAGGGCCCUCCCGGUACCGGCAAGACUGUCACCUCUGCCACGAUCAUCUAUCACCUUGCCAAACUCAACGGUGGCCAAGUGCUUGUGUGCGCGCCGUCCAAUGUCGCAGUUGACCAGCUCUGCGAGCGCAUUCACAAGACAGGGCUCAAAACUGUGCGAGUGACUGCUAAGUCUCGCGAAGAUGUGGAGUCUCCGGUCGGUUUUCUUUCUCUGCACGAGCAAGUUCGCAUGAACGAUAGCAACAUCGAGCUGGUGAAACUCAAUCAGCUGAAGUCGGAGUUGGGCGAACUGUCCAGCCAGGACGAAAAGCGCCUGAAGCAGCUCACUCGGGCUGCUGAGCGUGAGAUCUUGACCAAUGCGGAUGUCAUCUGUUGCACUUGCGUCGGUGCAGGUGAUCCUCGCCUCGCCAAAUCCAACUUCCGGACGGUCUUGAUUGACGAGUCGACUCAGUCCGCGGAGCCCGAGUGUAUGAUUCCGUUGGUUCUGGGCUGCAAGCAAGUUGUUCUGGUCGGUGAUCACCAGCAACUUGGGCCUGUCAUCAUGAACAAGAAAGCGGCCAAGGCCGGUCUCAACCAAUCUCUCUUCGAGCGACUGGUCAUUCUCGGCUGCUCGCCCAUCCGCUUGAACGUCCAGUAUCGGAUGCACCCCUGUCUUUCCGAGUUCCCAUCAAACAUGUUCUACGAGGGCUCGCUGCAGAACGGUAUCACUAUCGCCGACCGUGUGCGUCGGGACGUCGACUUCCCCUGGCCCAUCAUUGAUGAUCCCAUGAUGUUCUGGUCGAACCUGGGCAACGAAGAGAUCUCGGCAUCCGGAACCUCGUAUCUCAACCGUACCGAAGCCACCAAUGUCGAGAAGAUCGUCACUCGCUUCUUCAAGGCCGGCGUGCAGCCUCGAGACAUUGGUAUCAUCACGCCUUACGAGGGCCAGCGAAGCUACAUCGUCAGUUCUAUGCAAGCGACCGGCACUUUCAAGAAGGAGCACUACAAGGAAAUCGAGGUGGCCUCGGUCGAUGCUUUCCAGGGCCGUGAGAAGGACUACAUCAUUCUGUCCUGUGUGCGUUCGAAUGACCACCAAGGUAUCGGUUUCUUGAGUGACCCACGUCGUCUCAACGUUGCUCUUACUCGAGCGAGAUUUGGUCUGGUUAUUCUUGGUAACCCGAAGGUGUUGUCCAAGCAUCCCUUGUGGAACUUCCUCUUGCAGCACUUCAAGGAGCGACACUGCCUUGUGGAGGGGCCCCUGUCCAAUCUCCAGGAGUCCCUGAUCCAGUUCAGCCGACCGAAGCAAGCGUACCGAGGACCCCAGCGCUUCCAGACGUCUUUCAGCCAGGCCUCCAAUCUCAAUAGCGGCACCAUGAAUGGUCGCAAUGGUCAGCGCAAUGAGUACCAUGACUCUGGUUCUGUGGUCGGCUAUAUCCCCGAUGAUGUUUCUUCCGUCCAUUCUUCCUCCGCCCUGGGCGGUGUUGGCCUUCCCUCAGGAUAUCCCCCGAUGUUCCAGAAUUUCUCCGAACCCUGGCCCUCGAUCUCUGGAGGUCGUCGUGCCAACGGUAACCGGGCUAAAGGAACUCCGAGUGUGGCUGGCGAGUCCGUGGCUGCCACCGAGUCCGAUAUCACCGGCAGCAUCGUCGAUGGAAGAAGCGUUGAUCAGGGCGGUGUCAGUCUCGGUGGCUUGAGCAUCAACGACAUGGGCAAGCAGGCCAGUCUCAGUCAGUCUGAUCGUCUGAAGCGUUAUGUGGAGUCCGGUGGCCGCGAGCCCUACCGGCCAGGUGUUCCUGACAACAACAGCAUCUUUGGAGGCAGCUCCGCCAGCAUUCGCGUGACUCGGGGCGCUCCAGGCCACAACCUCCACGACGAUGAUGACGCCCGCAGCGUUUCCACAGCCUUUGCCAGUCAGGUUGGGGGUAAUUACGAUUGA
Molecule: messenger RNA, 3261 nt
Organism: Penicillium lagena
Lineage: Eukaryota; Fungi; Ascomycota; Eurotiomycetes; Eurotiales; Aspergillaceae
Product: putative regulator of nonsense transcripts
Exons: 2
Coding region: 1-3261 (1086 amino acids)
Biological process (GO): nuclear-transcribed mRNA catabolic process, nonsense-mediated decay
Cellular component (GO): cytoplasm
Molecular function (GO): ATP hydrolysis activity; RNA binding; zinc ion binding
Source: RefSeq, a predicted model, not a curated record